Messenger RNA from Labrus mixtus (cuckoo wrasse), 2240 nucleotides. It is a transcript of the gene tmem204, whose product is annotated as transmembrane protein 204. The record is from RefSeq and is a predicted model, not a curated record. The coding region runs from base 926 to 1606 and encodes 226 amino acids. Lineage: Eukaryota; Metazoa; Chordata; Actinopteri; Labriformes; Labridae. The transcript has 3 exons.
CUCAGGAAACACAUCCUGUUGCAGACUGACUCCAGCGGCCAAUAUGUUUGUUGCAGACGAGAGAGAGAGGACUUCAGCAAACGCCCCCUGGGCUCCAGACAAAAGAAUACACAACAGUGACGUCCAAGAGGGGGUCUUCUGGACAUUCUCUCACACGAACACACACAUUUAAAGUGAUCCUGAAGGAGGGAGACAUCUUUAUGAAGCUUGCUACAGUUGCGAACUGAUGUCAGGGACUAUGACGAAGAGCAACUCCCCCACAUUUCAACUCUGACCUAAAGGAUUUGCAGAUAGUGAGCGAGGGAGAGAGGGUAAGACAGAAAACAGAAGAGGGAGGUGGUUUAAAAGACUCCUAAUUCCAGCCGAGCACUCUUUGGAAUAGAGAAUCUUAUUUCUGAGGAUCUUGGUAUAUUUGCAGCUGGACUUCUCCAAAUCUUCUGCAUGUACAGAAAAUUCAGCUGCAAACAUAGAAGUCAGAGCAGUGUGAUAAGCAGAACACUAGGAAAAGGAGAAGACUAACCCUAACAGGAUAGGGUGAUCAAGCAAGGAGCAGUCUAAGAGUCAAGCUGCAGCCAGUCAGAGCCAGUGGAAUGGAACCAGGUGCCAAUUGGAUUAAUCCCAGCGUACCCGCGGUGCUGUCUGAGGAGGAGGGCUGAGGAUCUGUUGCGACUACAACUCCUGAAUGAGGAUGAAUGGAGAUGUUCUUUAGCUAAGCCUCAAGACAACACUCUGAUUCCACCCCUGUGUGAGCCGGGACAACUUUCCCUCACAGCUGGAGGAGCAAGAGGUGGUGGUGGCGGAGGAGGAGGAGGUGGAGGUGGAAAGGAGCCAGGGUGCCCCAAGCACUGCUGUUGCUGCCGCAGAGGAACGAGGGUCUGAGGAGGAACACGAGGGAGGGGGAGAGGUGGCGGGUGUCAGGCGUCGCAUGGCCGUGCAGAGGCUGGUGGCGGCGGCGGUGGCAGUGGCCCUGCUGUCCCUGGUCCUCAACAAUGUUGCAGCCUUCACCCCCAGCUGGGUCCUGCAGGCGCUGGAGGACGGACGCAAGAGGAGCGUGGGACUGUGGAGGAUGUGCCCCACGGGUGGAGAAAGGGGCCGUGAUGAUCUCCAGACUGGGAGAAGGGGGCAGGGGACACAGAGGCAGUGUGAGGGCCUGGGAUGGGGCUCUGAGUAUGCAGGAUACCAAGAAUCCCGCAGCACUGUCAAACUGCAGUUUGACAUGAUGCGAGCAUGUAACCUGAUGGCAACGGUGGCCCUGACUGCCGGUCAGCUGAUCUUCCUGCUGGGCCUGAUUGAGCUGCCCUUCAUCACACAGGAAUCUCAGUGGUGGGAGGAGGCUAUUGCUGCACUCUUCCAGCUAGCCAGUUUUGUGCUUGUGAUUGGACUUGUGACCUUCUACAGGAUCGGGCCCUACACACAUCUGUCCUACUCCUGCUACCUGGAUAUCGCUGCUUGCCUGCUGGCCACAUUGGCUGCAGCCAUGCUCAUAUGGAACAUUUUACAUCGUCGCGAUGACUGCCUCGCACCUCGGGUUAUAAUCAUCAGCCGCUCACUGGCAUCGCCUUUUCACCCUCGAUUAGACAAUGACUAUGUGGAGUCGCCAUGUUGAGUCACGCCACUUAAGCAGCCAAGCAAAUAGUGUUGGACAUCAUGAGACUCAGAAGAGAAGAGGACAUACCUGUUGCUCUACAGCUGGGCCAACAUGAACCUGCUAAUGUAAAAUGUAUGACAUAAAUGAGAUUACAGAAUUAAUUUGCUGCUUAGUGCACAGUUUAACUCAAUGUUUGUAUGAAGCAGCCCCUAAAAUACACACAUUUUCAAAUGUGCGCGAUGUUUCAUUUACCUAUGAUGAGGUAGCUCAAUACUGAAUCUGGACUGUCUGGUCUAUGGAACACCCUACGAAUGAAAAGAUCAAGCUGGAACUUGACUUAUUCUGUUAGAUGGGCACUUAAUGAAUGCUUCCUGUCAGAUUAUAAAUUGGAAAUUAUAAAUGUUUUUAAAAGUUAUAACAGAUUACCUCACACUUUUUAUAUAUAUUACUAUUAAAGAUAUAUGUUAUAAGUAAGAAGGUAAACUAACAAGGUAAACGUCAAUGAGUCAAACUUUUAAAUAUGGCACUCAGAUCAGGGAACAUUUCAAACAGACAGUAAGAGGUAAUGUUUUGAUCAAAUUAUGCUGUGGCAAUAAAUACUAUGGAAUUAAAAUGGCCUUUCAAUUCAUAUCUGAAUUAAAUGUUUAUUCUA